Molecule: messenger RNA, 144 nt
Organism: Funneliformis geosporum
Lineage: Eukaryota; Fungi; Glomeromycota; Glomeromycetes; Glomerales; Glomeraceae
Source: the annotation of a GenBank genome assembly
GCCGAUGAAACUGAAGCAGAAUUGUCCUGUCAUCAUGAUAAUAAAUAUCAACCAUCUCUUCUUGACAGCAUUUUCACUCAACUGGUCAACAUUUCUCAACAACUUGCUGACAUUCAUAACCAACUUUGUUUUACACUUACGAGA